ACUUGCAUCCCUUGCUACAGGGCCCAGACAAAAUAAUAGCAUUUUCUACGAAAUUCGCAUGUAUGAUAUUAAGCCACCAAAGAUGAAGGAGUUUGUGGAAAUGUUCAACAAGUACCUUCACCUUCGCACAGCUCACUCGGAGCUGGUGGGAUGCUGGUCUGCGGAGCUGGGAGCAAUGAAUAAGGUUGUCCACGUUUGGAAGUACGAUAAUUUUGCCCACAGAGCAGCAGUCCGGCAUGCACUAGCCAAUGACAAAGACUGGCAGGGAAAAUUCAUCUUCCCAGCUCUCCCCUUGAUAGAAAAGCAGCACAAUGAGGUUGCUUAUCUGGUACCCUGGUGUCAACUUGGGAAACCUCCAAAAGAAGGGGGAGUGUAUGAAUGGGUUACUUUCCAGAUGAAGCCUGGUGGGCCAGCAUUGUGGGGCGAAUCAUUUCGAGCUGCAAUCAAUGCUCACAUCAACACAGGCUACACCAAGCUGAUCGGUGUUUUCCACACAGAGUAUGGAUUACUUAACACAGUCCACGUGAUCUGGUGGAACGAGAGCCCAGAUCACCGGGCAGCGGGAAGGCACAGCGCCCAUGAAGAUGCCAGAGUGGUAGCAGCUGUGAGGGACAGUGUCAGAUUCUUGGACUCCCAGCAAAAUGUGCUUCUGAUUCCUCUGCAAUGCUCACCGCUGAAGUAA
Messenger RNA from Nipponia nippon (crested ibis), 682 nucleotides. Lineage: Eukaryota; Metazoa; Chordata; Aves; Pelecaniformes; Threskiornithidae. The record is from RefSeq and is a predicted model, not a curated record.